Molecule: messenger RNA, 2208 nt
Organism: Fulvia fulva
Lineage: Eukaryota; Fungi; Ascomycota; Dothideomycetes; Mycosphaerellales; Mycosphaerellaceae
Exons: 3
Coding region: 1-2208 (735 amino acids)
Source: RefSeq, a predicted model, not a curated record
AUGGACGACGACGUCGACAUGACAGGCAGCGGAAAUCCCAAAACAGUGCGACUUCCGCCUCUCCCCUAUGAGGACCCAGCACAGUCUCUCCAGAAGGCAGAGCGAAUGCGUUACAGCUCAGCGCGCCACCACUCGCAACAAGAUCACUCCGCCGAGUCGCAGACUCCUAUAGACUCGAAUGCUACCGAGUCCACCUCAGACAGCGCUGCAGCGCACAAUAACUCUAUAGAAGAGGACCUUCCACGUAGCACUCCCAGCAUAGUCAUAUCUCCACGCGAUCCGAACAUCAAAUGCGCCUGUCCAGCGGGCACAGUACGAUUUCAGGUGGACCUUGAGCUCAGCGAUAUCGACGGCGUCCCGACCUGGUUGCACAAGCCUUGCAUGAGUACCAAUCCACUCAACCAAGCCAAUAUAUCGGGAAGUACAGGUGAGUCUUCAGCAAACGCAUCCUUGACAAGCGACACGGCGACAGCAACGAAGAGGGUGGACCCAGAGCAGCUGGCAGCGAAGUUAUUCGGACCAGAGGCAACAGCAGAGCAGCGGGUGAGACUCAAGCACUUCACAUCCGAAUUUCGCUGCGAUGGACCUUGCACGGGAUCAACCAAGAUUGACGACUAUUCCUUGUGCAACAAGUGCAGCGCGUGGCAACACAAGGAAUGCAUGCUGUAUGGCGAAGAGGGUGAUGUUGGUGGUCCCAUUUGCAACCGGUGCUUCAUGAUCUUCCUUGCGCGGCGUGAGACCACCAUCAGGUGGCAGCGCAAGCAGAUGCUGCACGCAGUACAAGAAGCUUGGAAGUUCUUUCGCGACCCUGCGAAUCGGCAUCAGGUGGAGCGGAGGGCACAUGCUCGGAAGUUCCUGGCUGCAUUCUUCCUCAAGAACCAAGAUUCCUUCUUCAGGUUCGUGGCUAGGAAGAAAGCGGACCGUCUUGCUGCAGGCCUACCUCCAUCUGAUCAAGAUGGCGACACUGAGAUGGACGUUGAUGAUAGCCAGGCACUACCUCAGAACAUGUCAAUGAUCCAGAGCUCGCCUUCAGCAGCUUCCGGUGAUGGACUCGAUGAUCUCGAAGAGUUGGAACGCAGACUCUCGACGGACAACGAGGGCGCCAUGCUCACCGAUGGCAGUCCCACACGCGCACCCCGCCAAGCCCGACGGAAACCUCAAGGGACAACAAAAGCAGAAGUGCGCGCAGCUCUCGCUGCUAGAACAUCUCGUCAGAAGCUAGUACCCUUGCAGCAGGGCUUGGUAGGACCAACACUGCCACGUCUGAAGCCCGCUCCAGCGCGCUUGAAGCCCGUGCCGUCUCAACAGAGUACAGGUGCCGCCAAGCGAAAGAGACAGCCUUCGCCCAGCGACGGCAUGGCAUCACCUGCAGACUCGACCCAAGCUAAAUCUUCUGCUCCUCGCAAGUCUGCACCGGGCACGGCACCACGAAAGCCAGGCCGCCCAGCGAAGGCUGCGAAGCAGGUCACAUUCGACGUUCCUGAGAGCGUUACACGCGGUGACAGCGCCGCGCCUACUCUCACUCCAUCUCCCUACGACAAGGUCGCGUGCAAAUGCCGCCUGCCCUCCAAGCUCUCCAAGGCCGACUGCUUCACCUGCAUCGAAUGCGGUACCUCCCAACACAGAGGCUGCCACGACGAUACUUCCGGCCCUCGCCCCGCGCUCUGCAAUUUCUGCUUCAACUCCACAGCCGCCACCAAGCGCUCCAUCAAUGAGCAAGUGAUCGCUACUAUGCCCGCAUCUCAGCGGGAGUACGAUGCUGCCACUCGAUUAGCGAAAGCCACACGAAGCGUUCAGAUCAACGGCGUAGACGAGUACACCGACAGCUUCCGCGAAGCAGUAACCCAAGAGUCCCACCUCCUCUGCUCUACCACCCUCUGGAAGGAGUGGUGGAACAUCCCCUACCCAGGUCAAGCCAACAAGAUCACACCGAUGCCGCCUAUUGAGCCGCCAGAGGAGUGGCUGAAGGAGGCGAAGGGAAGACUUGAGAAGUUGCUCUUCGCAGCAGGGAGGGAGACGACGAUCAAGUAUCUGCAGCCAGUUCUGAAGCAGUGGCCUAGAAAUGAUUAUCAGGUCAUGGUGGCGCUGAGGGAGCUGGCGUUGGAGAUGGUGCAUCGGGGUGCGUAUAGGGGCAAGAGAGCGGAGUUGGGAGUCAUUGCGGAGGUUGUGGGGAUUGAGAGGAAGGGGAUGUUUUGGAAGGGUGUUUGA